CUCGCUCUCUCUGUGUGCGCAGCAGGCGAGAAAAAGCCUCUUGUGUGUCGCUGGCGUUGCUGAGGCCUUUCCACUUCACCGCAACCACAUACAGACCACAAGCAGCAGCGACAAACAGGCACCACCUCCCUCUCAACUUCAACCAACAACCACAACAGACACAAUGGCCGAUCAACUGACUGAGGAGCAGAUUGCCGAGUUCAAGGAGGCCUUCACCCUCUUUGACAAGGAUGGCGAUGGCACCAUCACCACAAAGGAGCUUGGCACCGUAAUGCGCUCCCUUGGCCAGAACCCCACAGAGGCCGAGCUUCAGGACAUGAUCAACGAGGUUGAUGCUGACGGCAACGGCACCAUCGACUUCCCCGAGUUCCUGACCAUGAUGGCCCGCAAGAUGAAGGACACAGACACCGAGGAGGAGAUCCGCGAGGCCUUCCGCGUCUUUGACAAGGACGGCAACGGCUUCAUCAGCGCCGCGGAGCUGCGUCACGUCAUGACCAACCUUGGCGAGAAGCUCACAGACGAGGAGGUCGACGAGAUGAUCCGCGAGGCCGACAUCGACGGUGAUGGCCAGGUCAACUACGACGAGUUUGUCAAGAUGAUGACAAGCAAGUAAAUGACCCCCACCUCCUUUUCCCCUCCCCUCUUCUCUCCUCCACAAACUGCCUUUGUAACACUCGCACUUGUCGCUGUUGUUGUAUUGGCAUCUUUUCCCAAACAACAGAGAAAACAAAAUACCCGCUUGUUUCUUUUCUUGCUGGUUUGUUCCAUUGCAUGCCUCUCUUCUUACCCUCUUUUUCGUGCGAGGUGUGAGUACGUAACGUGCCUGGUCUUGCCAUUGUCCCCUGUUUGUCGUCUUCCUCAUUAGUGCCCCUUUACGGUCUGGCUUUUUGGUUGUGGCGUGCCUGUGUGUGGAUUGGGUUGCAACCGAGACGGUAACACGUGUUCGUGGGCGUGUGCGCGCUUGACAUGUCGGUCGUCAUUCUGGCACUCUGCUGUUGUGCAUUGCUGCGCUGACGCCGUCUGUGGAUGUGCGUGCUGCCCUCGCUCGCUCGUUUGCUGUGGAAGCUUUCCUUCCUCACUCACAAGUUGUUGCCUUGAUACACACUGCACACCGUUUGUCUGGGUGAAGUUGUGUGUGUGUGUGUAUGUGCGGUGCGUCUGUGCUGUGAUUGCCCAAGCGUGUCGGCCUCUUCCUUUGUUGGGUUGUUUGCACCAGCUGCCGCGGGUUGUGCCUCGCGUUGGUGCCUUGGUUGGUUUGUUGUUUUGUCUACUAUUUCCAACGCAAGAAAAAACAAUACAAACAACAGGAAGACUCCUCAUGGGUUAUGUGAUUCGUGUGUGUGCGUGUGUGUGUGUAAAGUGUUGGCUUGCAGCAAUGUGUGGUGGGGAGUUUAUUUGCUCGUGGG
Molecule: messenger RNA, 1406 nt
Organism: Salpingoeca rosetta
Lineage: Eukaryota; Choanoflagellata; Craspedida; Salpingoecidae
Product: calmodulin
Exons: 3
Coding region: 164-613 (149 amino acids)
Molecular function (GO): enzyme regulator activity; calcium ion binding
Source: RefSeq, a predicted model, not a curated record